GGAGGACACAAGUAUAUGAGGAUUAAUGAUAUCAUAUACCGCUAACAAUAGUUUCUUCACAAAAAUGAAUACUAGCUUCAUCAUCCCUUUUCUGCUAUAUUUUGUUGUUCUCUUCUUAUUUAUUCCUAGUAGUGGUAGUUUUUCAUCAUCAUCAACAGUUUUCUCUUGUGGAGCUCUGAACAUCAAGUGUCCUUUUACCUUAGAAGGCCGUCCUCGAAACUGCCCAAAUGGUUGCAGCAGUCGAUUCGGGAGAUUGAUGAAACCACUAUCUUGUGGAUAUAGUCCAGCCGAGAGAAUCCUCUCUUGUGAAAACAAUAGAACUGUUCUGAAUUAUUUUUCAAAAAAGUUCUAUGUAAUUGACAUUAACUAUGAAUAUCAAAACAUUCGAUUAAUUGAUCUAGGUCUGGAAAGAGAUAAUUGUUCUUCAAUGCCCCAACAUUCACUACCUGAUAGUCAUUUCCGGAAUUAUUCAGAAAUAUCGUAUCGGUCAAAGGCAGUAGUAUACAUGAAUUGUUUGAUGAAUACAAGCGACUUUACACGUUACAUAAACGCUUCACCUUGUAUUAAGUCAUCGUUUAACAUGUUCACAUAUGUGGUCGUGAAUCCUCUUGUUUCAGAUUUUAAGGAGUCAUGUAACAGUUUUUUUACUUCUUGGAUGUCUACUGAUAGGGAUACCUUUGGUUCGUACUUGGAUGUUCAUAACGAAAUGAUGAAUGGCUUUCAGGUCUCUUGGUACUACAAAUACAAACAACCAGGUUUUCUGUAUUAUGUCAAAUAUAACAUCCUUGAAUACGGCAGACUGAUACUUACUAUUGGAGGUUCAAUUUUGCUUGGAAGAAGUAUACUUGGGACACUAUGUGUGCUUUCUAUUUUAAUUUAUAUGGUAAGAAGAAGAAACCGAGCCAUGAAUGGAGAUAUAGAAGACUUCUUAAACACCUAUGGAGACCAAAUGCCUAUGAGGUAUUCCUAUAACGAUGUCAAAAUAAUGACUAGCAAUUUCAAAGAAAAAUUAGGCCAGGGAGGGUAUGGAUCAGUAUACAAAGGAUUUCUUCGUAACAAUCGUGCUGUUGCAAUUAAGAUUCUUAGCUCAUCAAAAGGAAACGGGCAAGAUUUCGUCAAUGAAGUAGCUACUAUAGGAAGGAUACAUCACGUAAAUGUGGUACAACUCAUUGGAUUUGUAGCCGAACGUUCGAAAAGAGCUCUUGUGUAUGAACUCAUGCCAAACGGAUCUCUCGACAAAUACAUAUUUCCUCAAGAAGGAAAAAUUAGUAACCUUCUUAGUUGGGAGAAAUCUUAUGAAAUUGCUUUAGGGGCAGCUCGUGGUAUUGAAUAUUUACACGGAGGCUGUGAUAUGAGAAUACUACAUUUUGAUAUCAAACCACAUAAUAUUCUACUUGAUGAGAAUUAUAAUCCUAAAGUUUCAGAUUUUGGGCUAGCCAGGUUAUACUCGUUGGAUGAUAGUGUCAUUUCAUUAACAAUGGCUAGAGGAACUAUUGGAUACAUGGCUCCGGAAUUAUUCUACAGAAGUAUCGGUGGUGUCUCGUACAAGUCAGAUGUCUACAGUUUUGGGAUGUUGCUAAUGGAAAUAGUAGGGGGAAGAAAAAACUUGAACCCUUCAGUAGAGAAUUCAAGCCAAGUAUAUUUUCCAUCCUGGAUUUACAACCAAUUGAACCAAGGAGAAGAUAUCGAAAUUGAAGAUGCUACCAAAGAAGAAAAUGAAAUAGCAAAGAAACUAAUCAUAGUUGCACUAUGGUGUAUUCAGCUGAAGCCUAUCGAUCGCCCUUCCAUGACCAAAGUUGUAGAAAUGCUAGAAGGAGAGUCAAGACUACUGCAAAUCCCACAUAAACCAUUCUCCAUUACAUAUCUCCACGAGGAACAUGAAAGUGACACAAGUACAACUGGAAUGACACCUUCAACUACUUUAACUUAUUAGAACUCUUGGUUGCACCAGAUUAUGUUCAGUUGUCAAUUAUUGGUUUUUAAUCUUGUUAACAAUAACUGAGUUUUGUGUUUGAUUAUUGACCUUCGUUUGAUUAAUGCAAACUAUAUAACCUGGUUGGAGAUUACAGUUUAUCUAAUGCACAUGUACGGAUCCUAAAAUUUAAAAGAACAGAACUCUUAUUCUA
This is a messenger RNA of Papaver somniferum (opium poppy), 2126 nucleotides long. Its product is annotated as rust resistance kinase Lr10-like. The record is from RefSeq and is a predicted model, not a curated record. The coding region runs from base 26 to 1933 and encodes 635 amino acids. The transcript has 4 exons. Gene Ontology annotation, biological process: protein phosphorylation. NCBI's taxonomy places the organism in Eukaryota, Viridiplantae, Streptophyta, Magnoliopsida, Ranunculales, Papaveraceae. Gene Ontology annotation, molecular function: protein kinase activity; ATP binding.